AUGGAGUGGACAGAGAACCUCAUUAUAAAUGCAAGCCAUGCUGAUGUGGAUAAGGAUCUUCUCUGCUUCCCGCAUGAGCCAGACUCUUGCUCUCGAACAGCUCGUUUCUACGUCAUUAGAGUCACCAUGUACAUUUUAAUGCUUCCUACAGUACUUAUGACUGUUUUGGGGAAUUUUCUGGUCAUCCUCACUAUUUUGAAUUUCAAACAGCUGCAUUCUCCGACCAACUUUAUCAUCCUCUCACUGGCUAUUGUGGAUUGUCUGCUAGGGUCUAUGAUCAUGCCUUUCAGUAUGGUGAGAUGGGUUGAAGGCUGUUGGUUCUUGGGGGAUAUAUUUUGCAAAAUACAUUCCAGUUUAGACAUGACACUAAGCAUUGUAUCCAUCCUGCACCUGUGUUUGGUUUCUAUUGACCGGUACAUGGCCAUUACUGACCCUCUGGUUUAUAAGAUGAAGGUGACAAAUGAAAGUGUGGCUGUGGGAAUUGCUGUCAUUUGGCUAUUCUCAUUCUCAUUUAGUUUUAGUGUGGUAUUGUCUAAUAUAAAUCUUAAAGGCUUGGAUGACCUUUUAAUGAUGAAGUCUUGUGUUGGAAACUGUAAUUUAAUUUUUAACAGACAGUGGGGAGUCACUGUUGCUCUUGUAGCAUUUUUCAUCCCAGGAACAAUCAUGAGCUGUCUUUACAUUAAAAUUUUUCAUGUUGCACAAAGACAAGCUAAAGUAAUGGCCGACAGGGUUACUUUAGGAAAGUCUGAAACAAAGAACCAUACCACAGAGCAAAGAGAGAGAAAAGCAGCCAAAACUCUGGGCAUUGUCAUGGGAAUUUUUCUUCUUUGUUGGUUGCCAUUCUUCAUCACUACUAUAGCAGAUCCAUUCUUAGACUUCUCGACACCUGUAGAUGUUUUUGAUGCCCUGGUGUGGUUUGGCUACCUUAAUUCUACUUGUAAUCCAUUGGUCUAUGGCUUUUUUUAUCCUCAUUUUCAAAAGGCAUUUAAAAUGAUUAUAUCUAAAUAUCUCUUUCACCCUAGUAGGUCAGUCAACCUAACACUCUGA
Molecule: messenger RNA, 1047 nt
Organism: Clarias gariepinus (North African catfish)
Lineage: Eukaryota; Metazoa; Chordata; Actinopteri; Siluriformes; Clariidae
Product: trace amine-associated receptor 4-like
Exons: 1
Coding region: 1-1047 (348 amino acids)
Biological process (GO): G protein-coupled receptor signaling pathway
Cellular component (GO): membrane
Molecular function (GO): trace-amine receptor activity
Source: RefSeq, a predicted model, not a curated record